AUGGCUCUCCUGGCUCACACCCUGGCACUGCUGGCAAUGACCAUGGCCACGGUGGCCAUCAAGGUGGAGCCCCUGGACAUGGCCCUGGACUCCUUCGAUGACCAGUACCGGGGCUGCGGCCCUGCCAUGACCAAGGCGUUGCCAGCACUCUACAACUUUGAGUUCCAGGUGAAACCACUCUUUGCCAAGACCUGGGUGAAGGCUGAGGCUGAGUGGCGCAGGCGGGGCUCCCCUGUGUCCCCUCUGGCAUCCCAGUGGCAGGCCAUUGCUCUCAUGGCCUACUCAAUGAAGGACAUUUACACGGACUUCAACGCAGCCGUGCGCACGGCCGGGCGUUCCCGCCAGGAAUACAGAAAUAACUUCCACUUCAAAACGCUGCAUUUCCUGCUGACCCAGGCUCUGGUGACACUGAGGCAGGCUCGGAACAGGCAGUGUCACCAGGUGUUCCGGGGUGUGCGUGACGUUCGCUUCCAGGCACGGCGUGGCCAGCGGGUCCGGUUUGGUCAGUUCACAUCGACGUCGCUGCGUAAAGAAAUUGCUCUGCGAUUUGGGACAGACACGAUAUUCCAAGUGCAGACAUGCCAUGGUGUGGUCGUCCGUCAGUUCUCCAAGUAUCCAACAGAGGAAGAGGUGCUGAUCCCACCAUUCGAGACCUUUCAGGUCACCCAAGUCACCUGGGAUGGGAGGAGGACAUGGAUCUGGCUCCGCUCCGCUGGGACCUACAGCAGAUACAACUGUGCAUAUUAA
Molecule: messenger RNA, 747 nt
Organism: Agelaius phoeniceus (red-winged blackbird)
Lineage: Eukaryota; Metazoa; Chordata; Aves; Passeriformes; Icteridae
Product: erythroblast NAD(P)(+)--arginine ADP-ribosyltransferase-like
Molecular function (GO): NAD+ poly-ADP-ribosyltransferase activity; NAD+-protein-arginine ADP-ribosyltransferase activity
Source: RefSeq, a predicted model, not a curated record